GGGAAAGAUGAACUCGGGGUUUGGCUGCAUGUAUCAGUCCAAAAUAUCACUUCAGCCAUAGGGCGAAUUGCAGGCUACUCUUAUCAUCUGAAGCUACUACUGUUUUUGUCUUGUCAAAACUAUUGUUAUCCUUGACCUCACCAACCGAUCUCACAAAGCUCAUGAGUUCAGGCAAAAUUAGGGCUCUUAACAAUUUAUGAUGAUGAUUUGCAAACAAUUAAUCAAAGUUGCAGUGCUGAUGGCCUCGCCCGCGAUACAGAACGGAAUCGCGGAUGCUGAGGCUUUACCAGUUAUGGAGCGCAGAGGGGUUCCAAAUGCUCCUGAUGGCUACGCUCCAGGCCAAGUCUCAUGCCCGGAUACACGGCCGGUCAUCCGACAGGCAACUGGACUGUCAACUGAUGAAAUAGCAUGGCUGGAACGUCGUGACAACAACACGAUCUCAGUAUUGAAGGACGUCCUCAAUCGAGUUGAUAUUGGUGAUAUAGAUACUGAUAAAUAUCUUGAUGGCAUCGCUAGUGAUGGCGGCGCGCUGCCCCGAAUCGGCAUUGCCAUCUCAGGCGGGGGUUACAGGGCCAUGAUGAAUGGGGCUGGUGCCAUUGCCGCUUUUGACAGUCGAACCAAGAAUUCCACUGGCAAAGGACAUCUCGGCGGUAUCCUACAGGCAGCAGCGUACCUGAGUGGCCUGUCUGGCGGUAGUUGGGUUGUGGGAAGUCUCUUUAUACAGAACUUCACCACAGUAGAGUCCAUCGUCUCUGGAUCCAGUGCCUUUCUAGGAACCCUCUGGCAGUUUGAUGACUCAAUUAUUGAAGGGCCAUCCGACCUAUCGAUAACACGAUAUUACCGCGAGCUAUACCAAGACGUAAAUGAUAAGGUCGAAGCGGGCUACAACAAGAGCAUAACCGAUUAUUGGGGAAGAUCAUUGUCUUAUCAGCUUGUCAAUGCAAGCGAUGGAGGACCAGCAUAUACCUUCUCAUCAAUUGCGAACGACACCGACUUCGCCAAUGCCUCAACGCCUAUGCCCAUUAUUGUUGCGGUCGAACGGGUAACAGGCCAACUCGAGAUAGCGAGCAAUUCCACCAUCGUCGAGUUCAACCCUUGGGAAAUGGGUUCCUAUGAUCCUGGGCUUGCCGCAUUUGCACCCUUGAAAUAUGUCGGCUCCGACUUCGAUAACGGCACUAUCAAACGAGGAAGAAAUUGCAUCGCGGGGGUUGAUAACGUCGGAUUUGUCAUGGGGACAUCUGCCUCACUAUUCAACCAGGCCUUUCUACAGAUCGACAAGGCUGAGAAUGUACCGGACUUCUUACUUGGAGCCAUAAACAAUACCUUGGCAGAUAUUGGCGAGGAGAAUAGGGAUAUCGCCAACUGGCCUAAUCCCUUCUAUAAGUAUAACCCCACAAACAACUCAAAUGCCAACACGACAAUCUUGACACUCGUUGACGGUGGGGAAGAUCUGCAAAACAUUCCUAUACACCCACUGCUCUUAUCGGACCGUCAGGUCGAUGUCAUCUUUGCUGUUGAUGGCUCCGCUGAUACUAUGACCCGGUGGCCAAAUGGCACGGCGCUCUUGGCAACAUACGAGAGAUCCAAGGCAGGCACGUCGACACAGAAUAGCAAAUUUCCCAAAAUACCAGAUCAGAACACCUUUGUCAACCUUGGUCUCAACAAGCGUCCCACCUUUUUCGGCUGCGGCGCAGACUCCAACAAAUCGGCGGGACCACUCAUUGUUUACCUGCCCAACGCACCGUAUACGUACCACUCCAACUCGACAACAUUUGAUCUCGAAUACAGCGACACGGAACGGAAUGAGAUCAUUGUUAACGGGUACAACGUCGCCACCAUGGGAAAUGGCACGGUUGACCCCGACUGGCCAGCUUGUGUAGGCUGUGCGAUAUUGGCUCGCAGCUUUGACCGCACAGGGACGGCCGUGCCGUCCAAAUGCAGAGACUGCUUCUCAAGAUACUGUUGGAACGGUACGACAAACUCAACGAUGCCAGGUACGUACGAACCGGAGCAGAUCAUUACCAGUGGUAUAGGACACCUCGUACCGUGUGCGGUAGUGGUGGGAGUUGCUCUGUUUCUCAAUUUCGUGCUACUGUACGUAUGAUUUGAGUAGCUUAAGAUUGGAUAAGUCAAUGCAUACUUUCAUG
Molecule: messenger RNA, 2147 nt
Organism: Fusarium redolens
Lineage: Eukaryota; Fungi; Ascomycota; Sordariomycetes; Hypocreales; Nectriaceae
Product: lysophospholipase catalytic domain-containing protein
Exons: 4
Coding region: 197-2104 (635 amino acids)
Biological process (GO): glycerophospholipid catabolic process
Cellular component (GO): intracellular membrane-bounded organelle; cytosol
Molecular function (GO): A2-type glycerophospholipase activity
Source: RefSeq, a predicted model, not a curated record